AUGCCUGGAUGGAAAAGGUGUGUGAUACACGCACACAAAGAGCUGCAGAGGAUCUCAGAUAUGGGCAAUGGAUCUUCACCAGAAUACAAAAAGCAGACUCUAAGGAUCCAUAUCAGUACUGAGAUGAAUGACCUCAGUGUGAAUCCAUUUGUUCAUCCUAAUAUACAGUGGAAGAAUCUUCGGUAUUAGGCACAGAAUUUCCCUGCAAGAAUAAUGGGCUGCAAUCGAAACUGUGGGCUCAUCACUGGUGCUGUCAUUGGUGCAGUUGUGGCUCUGUUCGGAGGGAUUCUAAUGCCAGUUGGAGACAUGCUUAUUGAGAAGACAGUUAAAAAGGAAUCUGUCCUUGAAGAAGGUACAAUUGCUUUUAAAAAUUGGGUUAAAGCAGGUGCUAAUGUUUACAGACAAUUUUGGAUAUUUGAUGUGCAGAAUCCAGAGGAAGUGGCAGUUAAUAGCAGCAAAAUUAAAGUUAAGCAAAGAGGUCCUUACACGUACAGAGUCCGUUAUCUAGCCAAGGAUAUUAUAACCCAAGACUCUAAGACCCAUACAGUUUCUUUCCUACGGCCCAAAGGUGCCAUCUUUGAACCCUCACUGUCAGUUGGAACAGAGAAUGACACAUUCACUGUUCUCAACCUGGCUGUAGCAGCUACACCCCAUCUCUAUCCAAGCACAUUUGUUCAGAUAAUACUCAAUGUAUUUAUCAAAAACUCAAACUCUUUUAUGUUUCAAAAGAGAACUCUGAAAGAACUAUUGUGGGGCUAUAAGGAUCCAUUCUUGAGUUCGGUUCCAUAUUCUAUUCCUACGACAGUUGGUGUGUUUUAUCCUUACAACAAUACUGCAGAUGGAGUUUAUAAAGUUUUCAGUGGAAAAGAUGACAUAAGCAAAGUUGCCAGAAUUGACACAUAUAAAGGCAAAAAGCAUCUCUCCUAUUGGCCAAGUUAUUGUGGAAUGAUUAAUGGUACAGACGGAGCCACAUUUCCACCUUUCAUUGAGAAGAAUCAGGUACUACAAUUCUUUUCCGCUGACAUUUGCAGGUCAUUUUAUGCUGUGUUUGGAGCCGAAAUUAAUCUAAAAGGAAUCCCUGUGUAUAGAUUUGUUCUUCCAUCCAGAGUUUUUGCAUCUCCACUUCAAAAUCCAGACAACCAUUGUUUCUGCACAGAAAAAAUUAUCUCCAAGGAUUGCACCUUGUAUGGUGUGCUAGAUAUUAGCAAAUGCAAAGAAGGAAGACCUGUGUACAUUUCACUUCCUCAUUUUCUACAUGCAAGUCCUGAAAUUGCAGAACCUAUUGAAGGCUUACGUCCAAAUGAAGAGGAACAUAGCACAUACUUAGAUGUUGAACCUAUAACUGGAUUCACUCUACAAUUUGCACAACGGCUGCAGAUCAAUAUACUAGUUAAGCCAGCAAAAAAUAUUGUAGCAUUAAAGGGUCUGAAGCAGAACUAUUUGGUGCCUAUUCUUUGGCUUAAUGAGACUGCCACUAUUGGUGAUGAGAAGGCAGAAAUGUUCAGAAAUCAAGUGACUGGAAAAAUAAAUCUCCUUGCCCUGAUAGAAAUGAUCUUAAUGAGUGUUGGUGCAGUGAUAUUUAUUGCUUUUACAAUAUCAUACUGUUCAUGUAGACUGAAGAAUGCAAAAUAAGAAGCAAAUGAGUCUUUGUGCACCAUUUACAUCAGGACCAUUAUUAAUAUCGACCUACAAAAUGAAGAUUUAAUAUGCUUUAUUUUUGCAAAAUAUACCUUAUGGUUGAAUAACUUGUGUC
This is a messenger RNA of Budorcas taxicolor (takin), 1753 nucleotides long. RefSeq names its product platelet glycoprotein 4-like. The transcript is spliced from 15 exons. Gene Ontology annotation, biological process: lipoprotein transport; amyloid-beta clearance by cellular catabolic process; long-chain fatty acid import into cell. The record is from RefSeq and is a predicted model, not a curated record. Lineage: Eukaryota; Metazoa; Chordata; Mammalia; Artiodactyla; Bovidae. Gene Ontology annotation, cellular component: cell surface; cytoplasm; caveola. Gene Ontology annotation, molecular function: low-density lipoprotein particle binding; low-density lipoprotein particle receptor activity; scavenger receptor activity.